AUGACUUGGGAAUAUAGGUGGUUCCCUGCUUUUCAUCACAAAAUGACCAAACGAGAAUUGAAACAAAUUUUCGGUGUAGAACACCAUUCUCAAGUUCCCGACUAUAAGUUGGUGAAAGCUGAGAAACAAAUCGUCGGUGAUGGUGAACUAUUAUUAAGCUUUGAUGCAUGGAACACUAGUUAUCGACUAGAGUUGAUUCCAAACCGAAGGCUAAUAAGUCCUCAUUUGAUCUCAGUGGUGCGUCAAGGUAAUGAAACUUAUACGACUAAAGGACUACCUUUAAAUUUACAAGGAAAUUGCCAUUUUCAUGGGAAAGUUGUAUCUCAUGGUAAUGUCUCAGCAGCGAUUUCUAAUUGCAAAGAUCUAAUGGGUACUAUUAUGAUGGAUGACCAUUUCCUCUUACUUCAAGCAAUUCCAAAGCGUUUUAAAAGUGAUCAGGAAGCAGAUCAUAUUAUUUAUAAAAGACAAGCAAGUUUAUUAUUGCCCUGGGAAAAAACACUAAAUGAUGAACUUUAUCGAUUCGAUUCCAAUGAUUUAGUUUUCGAUAAAUUCUGCGAUAUCAAUGAUUCGAUUGACGAGCCUUCAGGAUCAAAAAAAUUUGAAGCUGAAGAAGCCUAUUCAAAAUAUAAAAUUCCGCCAGAAUCAAAGUUGGAUUCAUUAUACAUUUUUCCACAAAUGGAUCCGUUAACCAUCGAACUUGCUUUAUUCUUGGACUCAAAAUUGUUUGAACAUUUUACAAGAGAAUAUGAACAAGAUACUGAACAACAUUUAGUUGAUUUUUCACUAGCUUUAAUCAACAAUGUCCACAUGCUUUAUCAACAAUCAUCGAUUUCACCUAAUUUGGAAAUUGUUAUUGUAAGAUAUGAACUGUGGAAGACGCAACCAAUUGGCUUGGAAACAGCAUCAAAUCGUAAUGGCCAUGCUCGACUCAUGCUUAAUUUGUUUUCUCAAUAUCAAGCGUUUUAUAAUGUCGGAACUGAUCUUACGGAUGAUGAACACUGGGAUCAUGCCGUUUUACUGACAGGGUACGAUAUUUAUUAUACUACAACAGCUGUAGCAGGUGUCGCAACCAUAGGUCAAAUGUGCCAUCAUCUUCAUUCGUCUAGUUUGGUAGAAGGAAUCCAUCUUGGACGAUCAUUUGUACUGGCGCAUGAAAUGGGGCACAAGCAUGUUUCAGACUUUUUGGGAAUGUCGCAUGAUGGCGAACACAAUAUGUGCAACCCGAGUUGUUGUUUAAUGUCGCCAAUGAAUGGUGCAGGACGGACUACAUGGAGCCCAUGCUCGUUAAGAGAAUUCAAUGCUUUCCUAAUGCAAUUAGAUGCCAUUCAUGGGAACUGCCUGCGCGAUUCAGCUGUCGGCCUUGAAGACUACAAUCAUCAAAAGGAUGGUAGAUUGCCUGGUCAACGUUUCACUGCUGAUCAACAGUGCUCGUAUUUCUAUGGAAGAGAUUAUCAACUACAACUUCCUCCUGGGAAAGAUAUGAGUGAAAUAUGUAGAGUAUUAUGGUGUGGUAGCAAUGGUUCACCAAGGACCACAGCACAUCCAGCUUUGGAAGGGACUUCUUGUGGAGUCAAAAAAUUCUGCUUAGAAGGCAAGUGUCGCAAUUGGAUUAAUGGCAAAGCUCCUGAGCCUAUUGACGGUCAGUGGUCGGCAUGGAGUGGUCAAGAAAAGCGUUGCCCAAUAUCGCAAUGCCAAAUUACAGGCAGUAUCCACAUAAAAGGCCAAAUAAGAACCUGCACAAAUCCCGCACCAAAUAAUGGCGGUCGUACUUGCCACGGUUCCAAAGUUCGUGGCUUACUAUGCAAAGAAUCGACAUCAUACUGCAAACUGUAUUCGAGAGAAAAAUAUGGGAAUAUUGUAUGCAGCGAAUCUAAAGAGAAAGGCGAUGAACCCGAUUCUCAGUUAACUGGAUAUGCUUUUAUGCGGGAGGCGAAGUGGUUAGAUCGUUUCUUAUUUGAUUUAUUAUUCACGAAAACUGCUAUGAAUUCUAAAAAAAUUAUAGAUGCAUCUCAACCAUGCAAAGUUUGGUGCCAUUUGAAAGGUACAGAACUUAUUCGUAAUAAAGGUCUCUAUCCAGAUGGAUCACCUUGCGGUGCAGAAAAAUACUGCGUCGGUGGAUCUUGUUUGAUUUUAUCAUGUAACAAAUCAGCUCUUAUUUUUGAUCAAGCCGAUUGCCCUACCGAAGACGAUUUAGCUUUUCUUGGAUGGGGUGAAUGGAGCCGUUGGACAAAAUGUUCCGUAUCUUGUGGUUUAGGAGGUGUCCAACAACGUACAAGGCCGUGCAACCAGAAUUCUUGUGCUGGAGCGAAGGAGCAAUCACGAUCAUGUGAACCUCAUCCAUUGGAAUGUCCAAGAACUGAAUAUACUGAGUGGACUGAAUGGUCUGAAUGCAGCACAUCUUGUGGUGAAGGCCAACGAAGAAGAAAAAGGUCAUGUAUUGGAGCCACAACUUGUGCUGGCAAUAGCUCGGAAAUUGAAUUUUGCAAAAAAAAUGAUUGCAUGGUUGAAUCGUGGGGCUCCUGGCUGACAUGUUCAGCAUCUUGUGGUAUGGGCUUUCAAAUCCGUGAACGCUUCUGCAAUAAUACUGUUUGUUCUAGUGGCGAAAAGCAAGCGAGAAUAUGCAGUGAAAAAGAAUGUAUUAAAUAUGAGAAUAUUUAUAAUUGGGAAAACUGGUCCGAAUGGGGUGUUUGUUCGAAAACUUGUGGUGAAGGAGUACAAUCUCGAACUAGAAAAUGCCAAAAAGGUCAUUGUCCGAAAUCAGAUGUGGUUACAGAACAACGUCACUGCGUCCUUCGUCCAUGUCCGCAAUGGAGUGAAUGGUCAUCAUGGUCAGAAUGCAUGAGUUGCAAUAAAAGCGAAAAACGCCAGAGAGCGCGGCAAUGUGAAGUAGGAAUAAUCCGAUCAGGAGAACCGGACUUAGAAUGUUCUGGCGUUUCACAUGAAACUGAACCAUGUGACUGUAAUCUAUUAAAUUUUGGGAGAAAUCCAAAUAAUUUCACUAAUACCGUUGAAUCCAUUGCUUCCACUACAGAUAAAUACGAUAAGGAUAAAAUCUGGAAUGAAUGGCAGUCGUGGCAACCAUGUACCGUAUCUUGUGGAGGGGGUGCUAGAUUAAGAGUGCGAACAUGCCGCAUGACUGAAAUUGCAUGUCAGUCGAUUGGUGUUCAAUUGGAUGCUGAAGUUUGCAAUCAGAAAUCUUGUGAUGAUGCAGGUAUGUGGUCCGAGUGGAAUCAUUGGACAUCGUGUUCAGCAACUUGUGGAGGUGGCAUGCAAAGUAGACGUAGAAAAUGCAAAGCUACAUUUGUAUUUCUCUGUGAUGGGAUUUCGGAAGAAGAGCGCCAAUGCGCUAACGAUUCAUGUACAUUUGAGCUGAUAGGGAAUAUUUCCGUCAGUUUAAAGCAAUAUUUUAUUUUUCCAUUCUCUUUCUGCUCAAAAUUACCUAUUGCAAUAACAAAAUUUCUAGAACCUCAUUGGAGUACCUGGAGCUCAUGGUCGAAAUGUAGUUGCUUCACGAUGAAGAAAUUUCGUCGUAGAUAUUGCCAAAUAAGAGAUCCAUCUUUACAAGGAUUUUGCUUGGGUCCUAUAAUUGAAGAAAAGCUAUGCGUUCCCAGCACAUGCGAAUCUGAAAGCGGUGGCUGGUCAGAUUGGAAUUCUUGGAGUAAAUGUUCUCAAAAUUGUGGUGCGACAGGAUAUCGAAUACGCAAUCGAAUGUGUUCUAAUCCUAUACCAUCAAACAGAGGAUCCUAUUGUAUUGGAUAUUCAUUUGACCAAGGACCAUGUUUCCCUGCAAAUGAAUGCAAAGGAACUCCAGUUGAUGGAAGCUGGACAGGUUGGACCCAGUGGUCAACUUGCUCUGAUGGCUGCGCAAACGGUCAUCAAUCACGCUCUCGGUAUUGUGCGAAUCCCAGGCCACUGAAUGGUGGAGCUCUUUGUAUUGGAUCUGAUUUUGAGUUGUCUCCUUGUUAUAAUUCAACUCUCUGCUCGAAUUCGAUCGAUGGUGGCUGGAAUGAAUGGUCACCAUGGUCGAAUUGUUCAGCCACUUGCGGCUUUGCAUUUAAAUCACGCCAACGGCAAUGUAAUAGCCCUAAUCCUAUUGGUUCAGGGAAGAACUGUUAUGGUCUGGCAUAUAUGACUUCGAUAUGUGAUACGAAAUUUUGCGAAGAUUCGGUGGAUGGUCAGUGGUCAUCGUGGAGCGAAUGGUCGGCAUGUGCUUCCAUCUGUGGACGAAACACUAGAAUGAGAGAAAGGGAAUGUACAUCUCCAGCUGCAUCGAAUGGUGGAUAUCCUUGUUUUGGGCGUUCAUCUGAGGUUUCAGAUUGUAAGCUGAAUCAAAGCACCGCAUUCGAUCAAUGCUCAAAUUUUAUUCACCAUAUUCAGUUGCUUGAUUCGAAAAGUUUGCUCUCUAGGUGA
Molecule: messenger RNA, 4410 nt
Organism: Dracunculus medinensis (Guinea worm)
Lineage: Eukaryota; Metazoa; Nematoda; Chromadorea; Rhabditida; Dracunculidae
Source: the annotation of a GenBank genome assembly